ACCUCCACUUUGCUUCUGUGUCAGAUUUUCAAAUUGUGCCCAAUCCCGCUCACUCUUCCACUCUCUCUCUCUGUAAAGCUCAGAGCUUUCUCUCUCCACCUCUCCUUGGAGGCCUUUGGAGCUUUUAGGGGGGAGAGAGAUUCAUUCCUUCAGGUCAAUCUUCAGCCCAACAAUGCAAUGUGUGUGUCUAUACAUGUCAAAAUCUAUAUCACAUUGAUUGGUUCCAUUUGAUGUGCUGAGCUGUUUCUCUCUAAACUCUGCUAACAUGAAGAGAGAAAAUAUGGUCACCGCAAAUGUUAGGGAGCUUCCUGGUAGAAUAACACGUGCUCGAGCUGCUGCACUUCAUACAUCUGGACAUAUUCCCCCACCAAAACCACCCACACAACAGAAUCAGAAGCAGGCUUUGCGAACAAAUUCAAAGAGAGCUUCCACGGAUGAGAACAAUACAAAAGCUACUGGUAAUGCAUGUAUCCAACGCAAGAGGAGGGCAGUACUUCAAGAUGUGACCAACGCUCUCUGUAAACCUUCAUAUGGAAACUGCAUCAAUGCAACUAAAAUUCAGGCUAAAAACAGUAAGCCAGCUAAAAAGGGUCAGGCAAAGCUGACGGAAAUGGCCCCUUCUGUUGCUGUAGAUUCAAAAACCAAUGUUGUGCAGGGAACAGUAAAACCAGAAAUUAAAUCAGACGAAUUUUGCCGCUCAAUCAAUGUGGAAGAUGGCAACAUACUUAUGCGGUCAACUAAGGAUGUGAAAGAUGUUCGUCCGUUGGAAAAUCGUAGUUCUGGAGUGAAUCCAAAGUUCCAAAGCCCUGCGUAUAAAGCAGACAAUGGUAGUCUUUCAGCGGACACGGUUACAUCAGGCAACCAGCAUAUUGUUAACAUUGAUGCAGAUUACAAGGACCCUCUAUUGUGUAGCCUCUAUGCCCCUGACAUCUAUAACCAUUUAUCUGUUGCAGAGCUUGAAAGAAGGCCAUAUGCUGGUUUUAUGGAAACAAUACAGCAAGAUAUCACCAAAACUAUGAGGGGGAUUUUAAUCGAUUGGCUUGUAGAGGUGUCAGAGGAAUAUAAGGUGGUGCCAGAUACGCUUUACCUCACAGUUUAUCUCAUCGAUUGGUUUCUCUGUCACAAUUAUAUUGAAAGGAAUAGACUUCAAUUGCUUGGCAUCACUUGCUUGCUGAUCGCCUCGAAAUAUGAAGAAAUUUGUGCACCACGUGUUGAAGAACUUUGUUUCAUGACAGACAACACUUACUCGAGAGAGGAGGUGCUGAAAAUGGAGAGUCAAGUACUGAAGUAUUUUGGUUUUCAACUAUUUGCACCAACUACAAAAACGUUCCUCAGGAGAUUUCUUCGAGCAGCUCAAGCUUCUUAUAAGAGUCCUAGCCUUGAACUGGAGUACUUGGCCAAUUAUCUUGCUGAACUAACUUUGGUUGACUAUAGCUUCUUGAAUUUCCUUCCGUCUGUCAUUGCUGCAUCAGCUGUUUUUCUUUCCAAAUGGACCUUGGAUCAGUCCAGCCACCCAUGGAAUCCAAUACUCGAAUACUAUACUCGUUACAAGCCAUUGGAUUUGAAGGUCACAGUUCUUGCUUUGCAAGAAUUACAGUUGAACACUAGUGGUUGUCCUCUGAAUGCCGUGCGCAUGAAGUAUAGACACCAAAAGUACAAAUCUGUGGCGGGUUUGUCAUCCCCGAAACUCCUUGAAACGCUAUUUUGAAGAUGAUUUUAAGGGAGAGCUAACAGAGACUGUGACAUGUACACUUUCCGGACAGAAGUUUCCUUGGUUUUUUUUUUUUCAAUCACACUCCAAGAGGUUGUGCUAGACCACCUUCAUUUUAUCCAAUUUCUUAAUUCAUGUUCAUAGAUUUUCCGACCUGGGUCUGUGCUAUAAGUGAACUAAGGUUGUCUGGCCACUUAAGUAUGAAACUUGGUUACAUGAAUUGUUAAUAGUCGUCGUCAUUAUGUUGAGUUCAGUUUAAUCCAGCGCGUAAUCAGGUUGUCCUCGGUUUAAUUAAGUUGUAAAGUUUUUCAGGACCCUAAUUAAUUAGUGAGAUGUAACUUAUGCAGCCAAAGCUUUUAAUCUAAUGAACCAUAUUUUUGUUUGAA
This is a messenger RNA of Malus domestica (apple), 2097 nucleotides long. RefSeq names its product cyclin-A2-4. The record is from RefSeq and is a predicted model, not a curated record. Gene Ontology annotation, biological process: regulation of cyclin-dependent protein serine/threonine kinase activity; mitotic cell cycle phase transition. Gene Ontology annotation, molecular function: cyclin-dependent protein serine/threonine kinase regulator activity. NCBI's taxonomy places the organism in Eukaryota, Viridiplantae, Streptophyta, Magnoliopsida, Rosales, Rosaceae. Gene Ontology annotation, cellular component: nucleus; cytoplasm; cyclin-dependent protein kinase holoenzyme complex.